This is a messenger RNA of Penicillium verrucosum, 378 nucleotides long. RefSeq lists its product as uncharacterized. The coding region runs from base 1 to 378 and encodes 125 amino acids. The record is from RefSeq and is a predicted model, not a curated record. The transcript is spliced from 3 exons. Lineage: Eukaryota; Fungi; Ascomycota; Eurotiomycetes; Eurotiales; Aspergillaceae.
AUGUUGAGUUGGCAACUGGCAUCUGAUGACGGCUCGCAGCCGCAAAGUGACCGUCACACUUUGUGGAUCUAUCCCUUUGCUGCGGCGAGCUGGUUGCAUCCAGGCCCAAAAAAUCUCUCGAAUCAACUUCUGAAGCCCCCCUGCUCUUUUGCCUCUCGCUCCGUCUUACCACUGAAAUCCCCUCCCCCAUCCUUAGUGCCAAUUUUGAGUGAUAUCAACUUGGGAAGCCCGUGCCUCAACUGUACGGAGGCUCCCGCACCCUACACACGCCUGCCUUUGACCGGCGACAAAUCGUUAAGGGUAACGCUACCUUCGGUGCUGGAUAGCGAAAAGCCCACUGCCUACAUUUCCUUAAUUGUAUGGGGAUUGGCCGGCUAA